Molecule: messenger RNA, 3014 nt
Organism: Arabidopsis arenosa
Lineage: Eukaryota; Viridiplantae; Streptophyta; Magnoliopsida; Brassicales; Brassicaceae
Source: the annotation of a GenBank genome assembly
AAAAAAACUGAUAUAAACUGUUUUCUGUGAAAAAAAGGGGUAAUCAAAUAAAAUGGAGACAGCUAGGCUUUUCAAAUUAGUGUGUGUGUUUUGUAUUGCCAGUUUGAUUCCGACCAUACGAGCCAAUGUUGCUGAUGAGACCGAUGAGUAUUGGGUAAAUAAGGCCAAUGAAGCUCGUAAACAUACCCUUAUGGCUUAUCAUCCCGACCCUUAUGAAAUCGUCGACCACUUCCACGAGCGUCAUUACGACAACUCGACUGAUGUCGAGGGGACCGAGGAAGAGAAGGCGGUCGCUUCCGAGGAAGAAGACGUCAUUGAGAUGAUUUCUAGUCCGACAAACAGUACAAGGCGGAGCCUAACCGGUAGGGGGAAGGGAAAAGGAAAAGGAAAAUGGAGCAAGCUAAAGGGACCUUGCACCGCAAGCAACCCGAUUGAUAAAUGCUGGCGUUGCCAACCCGAUUGGGCCAGACGUCGCAAGAAGCUCGUUCAUUGUGUCCGUGGGUUUGGUUACAGGACCACAGGAGGCAAACGCGGCCGCAUAUAUGUGGUCACGAGCCCUAGAGACGAUGAUACGGUGAACCCUAGACCUGGAACACUACGUCACGCUGUGAUCCAGAAAGAACCUCUAUGGAUCAUUUUUAAGAACGAUAUGAGCAUUAGGUUAAACCAAGAGCUGAUGAUUGCUAGUCACAAGACAAUCGAUGCUCGUGGCGCUAACGUGCACAUCGCAUAUGGUGCCGGUAUUACGAUGCAGUAUGUGCACAAUAUCAUCAUCCAUGGGCUUCACAUCCACCACAUCGUGCAAAGCAGUGGUGGUAUGAUAAGAGAUUCGAUUGACCACUUUGGGCAAAGAGGACGGGCUGAUGGAGAUGGUAUCUCUAUCUUCGGGGCAACAAACAUUUGGCUUGACCACAUUUCUAUGUCUAAAUGCCAAGAUGGCCUCAUCGACGCUAUAAUGGGUUCCACCGCAAUCACCAUCUCUAACUCUCAUUUCACCCACCACAACGAUGUGAUGUUGCUUGGUGCACAAGACAACAACAUGGAUGACAAGAAGAUGCAAGUCACAGUGGCUUACAACCAUUUCGGUAAAGGACUUGUCCAGAGGAUGCCUAGGAUCCGAUGGGGUUUCGUCCAUGUUGUCAACAAUGACUACACUCAUUGGGAGCUUUACGCGAUCGGUGGUAGCCAAGGUCCUACCAUUCUCAGCCAUGGAAACCGUUUCAUCGCUCCUCCUCACAAACAACACUACAGAGAGGUGACAAAGAGGGAUUAUGCUUCAGAAAGUGAAUGGAAAAACUGGAACUGGAGAUCCGAGAAAGAUGUAUUCAUGAACAAUGCAUAUUUCAGACAAUCUGGAAAUCCUCAUUUCAAGUGUUCGCACUCUAGGCAACAGAUGAUUAAGCCCAAACAUGGACUCUUGGUUAGUGUCUCACUCGCUGACAACAACGAAGAGAAAUCGACUGAUCUGAAGAAAGUCAAAGGAGGAGUAACCGAUCGCUCGAUUAGUAAGGUAAAUGAUGAUGAUCACGACGAUGAUAAUGAUGGAGACGAUGACCAUGACGAUGAUAAUGAAGAUCACGAUGACCAUGACGAUGAUAAUGAUCAUGACAAUGAUAAUAAUGAUCAUGAUCAUGAUGAUGAUGGAGACGAUGACCAUGAUGAUGAUGAUGAUGAUAAAGAUGAUGACGAUGACAAAAAGAAGACGUUGGGGGUACACGAGCUAAAGAAGGGGAAUCUAACGGUCAAAUUUACAAACCGGGGUGCUUCUAUCAUGUCUCUCCUUUUCCCCAAUAAAAAUGGAAAAAUAGAGGACAUUGUUCUUGGAUAUGACAGCGUCAAUGACUACAUGAAUGAUACGGUAUUUUGUGGAGUGACGUUGGCACGUGUAGCCAAUCAAAGGGAAAAGACCGUUGCAAACGAUGGCAAACAUGGUGUGACGAAAGAGUCUGGCGAUGUGAUUUGGACAGUUAAGAAACACAACCAUAAUGGCAAAAAACCUUAUAUUGUCUUCAGAUACACAAGUCCUGAUGACGAUCAUCAAGAGAAACUUGAAGUCACUGUGACGUAUAAGCUGAUAGGAGAUAACAAAUUGAAAAUGGUGAUGGAAGCAAAGGCUAAAGAGAACGCAACUCCGGUGAAUUUGGUUCAUCGUUCUUAUUGGAAUCUUGGUGGUCAUAACAAUGAAGAUAUCUUGUCUGAAGAAAUUCAAAUCCUCGGUUCCGGUUAUGCUCACCUCGACGAUAAUCUCACUCCAACCGGAAAAAUCCUCGCCGUUAAAGGAACACCGUACGAUUUUCGCCAACUCCGACCUAUUAAAGACAACAUCAAUGAGCUUAAGACAGGAGCGAGAAACGUAGCUAUGAUCACGAAACCUCUAGACAUUAACAAUCUUGAAGCCGAUUCAAAGAUGUUGAAGCAAUUCACUGGUUUUGAUCCAUUUGGAAGAUUUCGAGUGGAAUCGGAAGCGAAUUUAGGACUUGGAGGUGUAAAAAUCAUGGCAAAGAUCUCCUUCGUGCUUUUCGCUGUGGCCCUUAUCGCCUUUCUCCAUGCUUAUGAAGCUCGCAAAGUGGUCAAUUUCGGUGAAGCAUUUGAAAAAGACUUGCAAAAAGCCGAGGCCAUGAUCGCGGAAGAAGUAAAGGCCAAGAAAACGAACAUUCAAGGUUUGACAUCAGAGGUGAAAACGUUGAGCAAAUCUGAAGUAAUGUUGAAGGACCUUGGAAAUGCUUACAAGAAGGAUAUGGACUUAAGGCCUUACGAAAAGAAACUCAAAAACUUCAGCAGGGUUGUAGCCGUCAAGAAAGCACCUGUGAAAAACAACAAGAAGCCUGUAUCCAUAAUCCAAUCGAUUUUGAAGGACUUCGGAUUAAACGGAGGGAGGGACUGACAAAAAAACUAUUAAUAUUAUCUAAUUAGGGUAUGAUUAAUGUUUUGAUGUGUACUUUAAAAGAGGUUUCGACUUGGCCAUGGAGUUUAGCUUUACAAGUGAGAGGAGUGAAUAACUCCCCCAUAGUAUA